GAGUUAAUUUGUGACUUCGUAACAAUAAGAAGUUAUUAUCUAAUUUAGUAAAGACCCUGAUCUGUUGCAUGUUUUUUAUUUGAUAGUUUGAAUAGAAAUUUAAUUUUCUAAGUUUUACUUUUUGUUUCUGGCUUUUAUGGCUUAAGGUUUUCUUUGGUUCUUACAUUAGAAAAUCAUUUUUAACCUCCAUUAUCAUUUUUCUAAGGUUCUUUCCUUUUUCUUAGUUGCUUUCUAUUCUGUUUUGCCUGUCUUAUUUAUUCUCAUUUGUGAUUAUUUAGAUCUUAAGACCAAACUUUCUUGGUAUAACAGUCCUAAAGAUUACAAAAUAAAAAUAUAGAGAGAGUAAAAGUAAAAAGUAAAGUAAAAAGAGAGAAGGUAUGAUUUUACUGCUAGAGAAGUUUGUCUCUGAAGAAGCACAAAAGAAAAUAUUAGUGAAUUUAAAAUAAUUUUUAUACUGCUGUAGCAUAAUUUCUAAAUUUGAAAAAAAUGCAAUGGUAAUAAAAUGUAUAAAAAUUAGAAAACUGUCAUUGUGUUAAACUAUUACAUUUAAAUGAUUACAUUUAACACAAUAGCUGUCUCAUAAAAAAUCUAAGAACUUGUAGAAUUAUUUGUAAGGUAUAUUUAGUGUUUUUUUCUCUUUUUUCAAAUGUUGCAUAGUGGUCCAGAUCAUCUAUAAUUAAUUAUAAGUUUCUUAUGAUUUACAUAAGGAUAAUUUGGAUUCUACUCUUGCUGCAUAUUCAGAAAAAUAUUAUUUACUGUUAAUUCUGAUAUGAAUUGUAUUUAAUUUGUUGUCCUAAUAGUUUUUAAUUGGUUCAUUUAAUUUUAAAGCAUAGGUUAAAUAUCUUUAUUUUUUUUAAAAUACAAGGGUCCUUCUGUACUUUUCAUUUGAAUCAUAUCCUCUAACUACUCUGUAAGAAACGUUUUUACAUCAAUAUUUUGAUUGAUUUUAUUGCUAUACCAAUACAGUCAUUAAUUUUACUUGGUGUUUUCUUCACCAUAUGUCUGUUUGAUUUAAGUGAAUUUAGAUUUGUACAGUUCUGGAAAUUUUUUAAAAAAUAUUAUGCAGAGUAAAACAUUUUAAAUUACUAUUUGUUCUAUAGAGGAGAUACAUUCUGUUUCUCUUUUGAAAUUGCAUGCAUUUUCAACCAAAUAUGAAAAAGUUUAAGUGGAUAGAUAAGACUGAAGAAUAAAAGGGUCUAUAAAAUAAAAGAGACAAAACGUUAAAGAAAGAAAUGAAUGAAUGAACCAAAAAUUCUAGGGAAAAUCAAUUUAUCUUUCCAAUUUAGACAUCUUGAGACAGCCUAGCCUAGUGCUACCCUAUACAAUUUUCUGUGAUAAUGACAGUGUUCUAUGAUGUCCAGUCCCAUAGCCAGUGGCUAAAAGUGGCCAUUGAGCACUUGAAAUUUGGCCUUUGCAACUGAAAAAACUAAAUUUUUGAUUUUAUUAAAUUUAAUUUUGAUAACCAUCCUGUUAGAUAAUGCAGAUCUGUCCCAUUCUCACAAGUAUGUGUUUAAAGAACUCAAUUUGCCUUUUCUUAAAGAUCUAUAUAAAUAAUUACCCCAUUAUAUAUAUGUAGUAGCCCUUUCUUAAUGUAAUUUUAACCUGUUUAUUUCUAAUCUUCUCUCCCUAAAGAAGAAAGUCCGUACUGCAGCUUUGAAGAAGAUUUCCCAUGCUGUCAACAUAAUGUUGCCUUCCUGGCUAUCAUUCUCUCAUCGGAUCCUCAAUUUAGGUCAUUUCUACUUCAUAUGAUCAUUUUAAUUGUAUUUACCUCAUCUUACCAAAAAGAUCAUGGUUGAAUCUUGCCUACUCACGUUUAGGGCCUUUUUUUGGUGGAUUGCUUUAAUAAAGAUGGAUCUGUCAGACCUUGGAGAAGCCGCAGCCUUCCUCAGAAGAAGUGAAGCUGAGCUGCUUCUACUACAGGCCACAGCCUUGGAUGGGAAGAAGAAAUGCUGGAUUCCUGAUGGUGAGAAUGCUUAUAUCGAGGCUGAGGUAAAAGGGAGUGAAGAUGAUGGAACAGUAAUUGUUGAGACAGCAGAUGGAGAGAGUCUGAGCAUAAAGGAGGACAAAAUCCAGCAGAUGAAUCCUCCAGAGUUUGAAAUGAUUGAAGACAUGGCAAUGCUGACUCACCUCAAUGAGGCAUCCGUGCUGCAUACCCUGAAGCGGCGCUAUGGCCAGUGGAUGAUCUAUACAUAUUCAGGUCUCUUCUGUGUGACCAUAAACCCUUACAAAUGGCUUCCCGUGUAUCAGAAAGAAGUCAUGGCCGCCUACAAAGGGAAGAGGCGAUCAGAGGCUCCCCCUCACAUCUUUGCUGUUGCCAAUAACGCCUUUCAGGACAUGCUUCACAAUCGAGAAAAUCAGUCUAUACUCUUCACAGGAGAAUCUGGUGCUGGAAAGACUGUGAACAGCAAACAUAUUAUCCAGUAUUUUGCCACCAUAGCAGCCAUGAUUGAAUCCAGGAAAAAGCAGGGGGCGUUAGAAGAUCAAAUCAUGCAAGCGAAUACUAUCUUGGAAGCAUUUGGAAAUGCUAAAACCCUGAGAAAUGACAACUCCUCUCGUUUUGGCAAAUUCAUCAGGAUGCACUUUGGUGCCAGAGGCAUGCUGUCAUCUGUGGACAUUGAUAUCUAUUUGCUUGAAAAGUCCAGGGUGAUUUUCCAGCAGGCUGGAGAGAGGAACUACCACAUAUUCUAUCAAAUUCUAUCUGGACAAAAAGAGCUUCAUGACCUGCUCCUGGUAUCUGCAAAUCCCUCAGACUUCCACUUUUGCUCCUGUGGAGCAGUUACUGUGGAGAGCUUGGAUGAUGCUGAAGAAUUGCUGGCCACAGAACAAGCCAUGGACAUCUUGGGCUUUCUUCCUGAUGAGAAGUAUGGAUGCUAUAAACUCACUGGAGCCAUCAUGCACUUUGGAAAUAUGAAAUUUAAACAGAAACCUAGAGAAGAGCAACUGGAAGCAGAUGGCACAGAAAAUGCUGACAAAGCUGCUUUCCUCAUGGGCAUUAACUCCUCUGAGUUGGUAAAGUGCUUGAUCCAUCCUAGAAUCAAAGUUGGUAACGAAUAUGUUACCAGAGGUCAAACUAUAGAACAGGUAACCUGUGCUGUCGGUGCCCUGUCCAAGUCAAUGUAUGAAAGGAUGUUUAAGUGGCUAGUGGCACGGAUCAACAGGGCCCUGGAUGCCAAGCUGUCAAGGCAGUUCUUCAUUGGCAUUCUUGACAUCACUGGUUUUGAAAUCCUUGAGUAUAAUAGCCUUGAGCAACUUUGCAUUAAUUUUACCAAUGAAAAAUUACAACAAUUCUUCAAUUGGCACAUGUUUGUUCUGGAGCAAGAGGAAUAUAAGAAAGAAAGCAUUGAAUGGGUGUCUAUUGGCUUUGGUCUGGAUUUGCAAGCUUGCAUAGAUCUCAUUGAGAAGCCAAUGGGCAUCCUUUCCAUCCUUGAAGAAGAGUGUAUGUUUCCUAAGGCUACAGACCUGACUUUCAAGACCAAACUCUUUGACAACCAUUUUGGAAAGUCGGUUCAUCUCCAGAAGCCCAAGCCUGAUAAGAAGAAAUUUGAAGCUCAUUUUGAACUUGUCCAUUAUGCAGGAGUGGUACCUUAUAAUAUCAGUGGUUGGCUGGAAAAGAACAAAGACCUCCUUAAUGAAACAGUGGUAGCUGUAUUUCAGAAGUCUUCCAACAGACUCCUGGCGAGCCUUUUUGAAAAUUACAUGAGUACUGACAGUGCUAUACCAUUUGGGGAGAAGAAACGAAAGAAAGGAGCUUCAUUCCAAACGGUUGCAUCUCUGCAUAAAGAAAACCUGAAUAAAUUGAUGACUAAUCUGAAAUCAACAGCACCUCAUUUUGUGAGAUGCAUAAAUCCCAAUGUGAACAAAAUACCAGGUAUACUGGACCCUUACUUGGUUCUACAGCAGUUGCGCUGUAAUGGUGUCUUGGAAGGGACUAGGAUAUGCCGUGAAGGUUUUCCAAACCGACUGCAGUAUGCUGAUUUUAAACAAAGGUACUGCAUUCUGAAUCCAAGGACCUUUCCAAAGAGCAAGUUUGUGAGCAGCAGAAAAGCAGCUGAAGAAUUACUUGGCUCCUUGGAGAUAGACCAUACCCAGUACCGAUUUGGAAUCACUAAGGUGUUUUUUAAAGCUGGGUUUCUGGGCCAACUGGAAGCAAUAAGAGAUGAGAGACUAUCUAAAGUCUUCACAUUGUUCCAAGCCAGAGCACAGGGCAAACUGAUGCGAAUCAAAUUCCAGAAGAUUCUGGAAGAAAGGGAUGCACUUAUUUUGAUCCAAUGGAACAUAAGAGCUUUCAUGGCUGUGAAGAACUGGCCCUGGAUGAGGCUCUUCUUCAAGAUCAAGCCUCUUGUUAAAUCUUCAGAAGUAGGAGAAGAAGUAGCUGGACUGAAGGAAGAGUGUGCACAAUUACAGAAAGCCUUGGAGAAAUCAGAGUUUCAGAGGGAGGAACUGAAAGCAAAGCAAGUAUCCCUCACUCAGGAAAAAAAUGACCUGAUUCUUCAGCUUCAGGCUGAGCAAGAGACACUGGCAAAUGUUGAAGAGCAGUGCGAGUGGCUGAUUAAAUCCAAGAUCCAGCUGGAGGCCAGAGUAAAGGAGCUGUCGGAGAGGGUGGAGGAAGAAGAGGAGAUAAAUUCUGAGCUGACUGCCAGGGGGCGGAAACUCGAAGAUGAAUGUUUUGAGUUGAAGAAAGAAAUCGAUGACCUGGAAACAAUGUUGGUGAAGUCAGAGAAGGAGAAGCGUACUACAGAGCACAAGGUCAAGAACUUGACUGAGGAAGUAGAGUUUCUAAAUGAGGAUAUCAGCAAACUUAACAGAGCAGCCAAGGUUGUGCAGGAGGCCCAUCAGCAGACCCUGGAUGACCUGCACAUGGAGGAGGAGAAGCUCAGCAGCCUGAGCAAAGCAAAUCUGAAGCUGGAACAGCAAGUUGAUGAGCUUGAGGGUGCCCUUGAGCAGGAGAGAAAAGCGAGAAUGAACUGUGAAAGGGAACUGCACAAACUGGAGGGCAAUUUAAAGCUGAAUCGGGAAAGUAUGGAGAACCUGGAAAGCAGCCAGCGACACCUGGCAGAAGAGCUGAGGAAAAAAGAAUUAGAAUUGAGUCAGAUGAAUUCAAAAGUGGAGAAUGAGAAAGGCCUGGUAGCUCAGCUUCAGAAGACGGUUAAAGAGCUUCAGACUCAAAUAAAGGAUUUGAAAGAGAAACUAGAAGCUGAAAGGACCACUCGAGCCAAGAUGGAAAGGGAGAGAGCUGACCUCACCCAAGACCUGGCUGACUUGAAUGAGAGGCUGGAGGAGGUAGGAGGAUCCAGUUUGGCUCAGCUGGAAAUAACUAAGAAACAGGAAACCAAAUUCCAGAAGCUGCACCGAGACAUGGAAGAGGCCACUCUGCACUUUGAGACAACUUCUGCAUCUUUGAAGAAGAGACAUGCAGACAGCCUGGCUGAGCUCGAGGGCCAGGUAGAAAAUCUACAGCAGGUCAAGCAGAAACUGGAAAAAGACAAGAGUGACUUGCAGCUAGAAGUAGAUGACCUCCUGACCCGUGUUGAGCAGAUGACAAGAGCUAAGGCAAAUGCUGAGAAACUCUGUACUCUAUAUGAAGAGCGCUUGCAUGAAGCAACUGCAAAGCUAGAUAAGGUGACUCAGUUGGCAAAUGACCUGGCAGCACAAAAGACAAAGCUGUGGAGUGAGAGUGGCGAGUUCCUACGGAGGCUUGAAGAGAAGGAGGCUCUGAUAAACCAACUUUCCAGGGAAAAGAGCAACUUCACUCGGCAGAUUGAAGACCUGAGAGGGCAGCUGGAAAAGGAGACCAAAUCCCAGAGUGCCCUGGCCCAUGCCCUGCAGAAGGCUCAGCGUGACUGUGACCUUCUACGAGAGCAGUAUGAGGAAGAACAAGAGGUCAAGGCUGAGCUGCACCGGACCUUAUCCAAAGUCAAUGCUGAAAUGGUGCAAUGGAGAAUGAAGUAUGAAAACAAUGUCAUCCAGAGAACAGAAGACUUGGAGGAUGCCAAGAAGGAACUGGCAAUUAGAUUGCAGGAGGCAGCCGAAGCCAUGGGGGUGGCCAAUGCCAGAAAUGCCUCCUUGGAGAGAGCCAGGCACCAGCUGCAGCUGGAGCUCGGGGACGCCCUGUCUGACCUCGGGAAGGUCCGCUCUGCAGCAGCCAGGCUGGACCAGAAGCAGCUGCAGUCUGGCAAGGCCCUUGCCGACUGGAAGCAGAAGCACGAGGAGUCCCAGGCGUUGCUGGAUGCCUCUCAGAAGGAAGUUCAGGCUCUCAGUACAGAGCUCCUCAAGCUCAAGAACACCUAUGAGGAGAGCAUCGUGGGCCAGGAGACACUCAGGAGGGAGAACAAGAACCUCCAAGAAGAGAUUUCUAAUCUGACAAACCAGGUUAGAGAAGGGACCAAGAACUUAACUGAAAUGGAAAAGGUCAAGAAACUAAUUGAAGAAGAGAAGACAGAAGUCCAGGUGACACUGGAAGAAACAGAGGGAGCCCUGGAACGUAAUGAAAGCAAGAUUCUUCAUUUCCAGCUUGAACUCUUGGAAGCUAAAGCAGAACUUGAAAGAAAGCUUUCAGAGAAAGAUGAAGAAAUAGAAAAUUUUAGGAGGAAGCAGCAGUGUACCAUUGACUCCCUGCAGUCUAGUCUGGAUUCUGAAGCUAAGAGCAGAAUUGAGGUUACCCGGCUGAAGAAGAAGAUGGAAGAGGACCUCAAUGAGAUGGAACUCCAGCUUAGCUGUGCCAACCGGCAGGUGUCAGAAGCAACCAAAUCCCUGGGCCAGCUUCAGAUUCAAAUCAAGGACCUUCAAAUGCAGCUGGAUGACAGCACACAACUGAACAGUGAUCUGAAGGAGCAGGUGGCUGUGGCUGAGCGGCGCAACUCUCUUCUUCAGUCUGAACUAGAGGAUCUAAGGUCCCUGCAAGAGCAGACAGAGCGUGGCCGCAGGCUGUCAGAAGAAGAGCUCCUGGAAGCAACAGAAAGAAUCAAUCUUUUCUAUACCCAGAACACAAGCCUCCUCAGCCAGAAGAAGAAACUGGAGGCUGAUGUUGCCCGGAUGCAGAAAGAAGCUGAAGAGGUGGUGCAGGAGUGUCAAAAUGCAGAAGAGAAGGCCAAGAAGGCAGCCAUUGAGGCAGCAAACUUGUCAGAAGAACUGAAGAAGAAGCAAGACACCAUUGCCCACUUGGAAAGGACAAGAGAAAAUAUGGAGCAGACAAUUACAGACUUACAGAAAAGGCUGGCUGAAGCUGAACAGAUGGCCCUGAUGGGGAGUAGAAAGCAAAUCCAGAAACUAGAAUCCAGGGUUCGUGAACUGGAAGGUGAACUGGAGGGUGAAAUCCGUCGCAGUGCAGAGGCCCAGAGGGGAGCCCGCAGACUUGAGCGAUGCAUCAAAGAGCUGACCUAUCAGGCAGAGGAAGACAAGAAGAAUCUGAGCAGGAUGCAAACUCAGAUGGAUAAACUUCAGCUAAAAGUGCAAAAUUACAAGCAGCAAGUCGAGGUGGCGGAAACACAAGCCAAUCAAUACCUUUCCAAGUAUAAGAAACAGCAACAUGAGUUGAAUGAAGUGAAGGAAAGGGCAGAGGUGGCAGAAUCUCAAGUCAAUAAACUCAAAAUUAAAGCAAGAGAGUUUGGGAAAAAGGUUCAAGAAGAAUAGCAUCCCCUGCUUUGAAAGGACAACAGCUGGAGAAGUACAAGGAAGGUGCUGUUUCAUGGCCAAAAACUUAGGUUGCAUGGAAACAUUUUUAAAAACAUGUUUAAAUUGCUUUUCACACCAUAUAAACAAGGCAAUUAGAAAAAUAAUUAAAGGGAAUAUCAUUGCUUCCACAGUUAAUGGGGAUUUUUUGAUCCUCAAAUGCAAGUAAACUACCUUCUAAUGCUUCACAUGACAGAUUAAAUAAAUGGAAGAACCUUUUCAAUUCUGAUGUUUAAAAAAUGAAUAAAUACUUGAUCCUUUGUCCAUAUUUCCUCUUAAUGGGUAGGACUCAUAGAAGAUGUCCUUAGACCAGUCACGCUUCAUGGGGACUAGGGCAUGUUGGUGAAUGGUUUUUACUAAAGUUAGGCAACUUUGGCUUGAUUCACCCCUAAAUCUAUGAAUGUAUAUUGUGAGCCAGCAGUGGUAGAAUGGAAGUCAUAAGAUCUCCUCAGCAUUGUGAUAUAAAUAUAGCUAUAGUUAGGCAAUUUGAACAUGUAGGCAAAACUCUCCUAAUCAACACACAUGUAGGCUAUAUGCUGGUACAUGCUUUAAACAUGGAGGUAACCCCACACGAGACAUUCAGUGACAGGUAAUAUGCUGGAUUUGUGCAGUACCGAUUUGGCUCAGCUGGAGGAACAUGUCCCGGAAUUCCUCUCUCUCAUGGUUCUGGAUUGGAGUAGGUCAUAAAGAAAUUUGCAUUAAUUUGAUCAGCAGCUAUUUUAUACUCAUAAGGUCAGUGUACAGACCCAAGCAUGGUGACAGCUUGAAAAUAUGACUCCAGGCCAAAAAGGGGAGCUAGAAGAGACCAGAGACAGCUCCCUGGACCCAGAGCUCUUCCAGCUCCUGCCAGCCUCCUCCUUCAGCUUUGCAAAGUACUGGCCAGGUGUGUGUGCAGCUCCAUGGCAACCAGCAUCAGCUUUUCCUGAGAUCACACACAGCAUUGCAGUGGAGGCCGUGAGACAGACAUGGGUUCUGUUUGUUCUUAUGGACUUCCCUUCAUCCUUGCUGCAUUCACAGUCGACCUACAGUGACUUCAGGCCCAGAACCAGAUGCAGAGGGAACAGCCUGGCCUAGACUUCUCCACCAGCACCCACAAUUGUGUAAGGCUGAAGCUCUAUAAUAAAUCUUUAUUCUGUCA
Messenger RNA from Homo sapiens (human), 8806 nucleotides. RefSeq names its product myosin heavy chain 15 (gene MYH15). The transcript is spliced from 43 exons. The record is from RefSeq and is a predicted model, not a curated record. Gene Ontology annotation, cellular component: cytoplasm; myosin complex; myofibril. Gene Ontology annotation, molecular function: ATP binding; cytoskeletal motor activity; actin filament binding. Bases 1789 to 7629 code for a protein of 1946 amino acids. NCBI's taxonomy places the organism in Eukaryota, Metazoa, Chordata, Mammalia, Primates, Hominidae. Gene Ontology annotation, biological process: extraocular skeletal muscle development.